AGCUGGAACUGAACACCAAGUGCGUGGUGGAGAUGGAAGGGAACCAGACGGUCCUGCACCCUCCUCCUUCCAAUACCAAGCAGGGAGAAAGAAAACCUCCCAAGGUGUUUGCCUUUGAUUAUUGCUUUUGGUCCAUGGAUGAAUCAAACACAACAAAAUAUGCUGGUCAGGAAGUCGUUUUCAAGUGCCUCGGGGAAGGAAUUCUAGAGAAAGCCUUUCAGGGAUACAAUGCUUGUAUUUUUGCGUAUGGCCAGACAGGCUCCGGAAAGUCCUUCUCCAUGAUGGGUCAUGCUGAGCAGCUAGGCCUUAUCCCCAGGCUCUGCUGUGCCCUGUUUAAAAGGAUCUCUUUGGAGCAGAAUGAGUCCCAGACCUUUAAAGUCGAAGUAUCGUAUAUGGAAAUUUAUAAUGAGAAGGUUCGGGACCUCUUGGACCCCAAGGGGAGUAGGCAAUCUCUUAAGGUCCGAGAGCAUAAGGUCCUGGGGCCGUAUGUAGAUGGGCUGUCACAGCUGGCUGUCACCAGCUUUGAGGACAUUGAGUCAUUGAUGUCUGAGGGAAAUAAGUCUCGAACAGUAGCUGCAACCAACAUGAAUGAAGAGAGCAGCCGCUCGCAUGCUGUGUUCAACAUCAUCAUCACACAGACGCUGUAUGACCUGCAGUCUGGGAACUCAGGGGAGAAAGUCAGUAAGGUGAGCCUGGUAGACCUGGCAGGAAGCGAGAGAGUGUCGAAGACAGGAGCUGCAGGCGAGCGGCUGAAAGAAGGCAGCAACAUUAACAAAUCGCUUACCACCUUGGGGUUGGUUAUAUCAUCACUUGCUGACCAGGCGGCUGGCAAAGGCAAAAACAAAUUUGUGCCUUAUCGAGAUUCAGUUCUCACUUGGCUUCUUAAGGACAACUUGGGAGGGAACAGCCAGACCUCUAUGAUAGCCACCAUCAGUCCAGCAGCAGACAACUAUGAGGAGACGCUGUCCACACUGAGAUACGCAGAUCGAGCCAAGAGGAUCGUGAACCACGCUGUAGUGAACGAGGAUCCCAACGCCAAAGUCAUCCGAGAACUUCGAGAGGAGGUGGAGAAACUGAGAGAGCAGCUCUCGCAGGCUGAGGCCAUGAAGGCCCCCGAGCUGAAGGAGAAGCUUGAAGAGUCUGAGAAACUGAUAAAGGAGCUAACAGUGACAUGGGAAGAAAAGCUGAGGAAAACGGAAGAGAUCGCACAGGAGAGACAGCGGCAGCUGGAGAGCAUGGGGAUCUCCCUGGAGACCUCCGGGAUCAAGGUGGGGGAUGACAAGUGCUACCUUGUCAACUUGAACGCAGACCCUGCCCUCAAUGAGCUUCUGGUUUACUAUUUAAAGGAUCACACCCGGGUGGGUGCAGAUACCUCUCAGGACAUCCAGCUCUUUGGAAUAGGGAUUCAGCCUGAGCACUGUGAGAUUGACAUUGCAGCAGAUGGAGACAUCACUCUGACACCGAAAGAAAACGCAAGGUCCUGUGUAAAUGGCACUCUUGUCUGCAGUACUACCCAGCUAUGGCACGGUGACAGAAUCUUAUGGGGAAAUAACCACUUUUUUAGAAUUAAUUUACCUAAGAGGAAACGGCGGGAUUGGUUGAAAGACUUUGAAAGAGAAGCAGGUCCAGCAGAGCAUGACCUGGAUGCUGCAAGCGAGGCUUCCUCAGAACCAGACUACAACUAUGAGUUUGCACAGAUGGAGGUCAUCAUGAAAACCCUGAACAGCAAUGAUCCAGUUCAAAAUGUGGUACAGGUCCUGGAGAAGCAAUACCUGGAAGAGAAGAGGACCGCCCUGGAGGAACAGCGGCUCAUGUAUGAGCGUGAGCUGGAACAGCUUCGCCAGCAGCUCUCCCCAGAGAGGCAGCCGCCAAGCAUCGUCUCUGACCGCCUGGCUUACAGCAGCCAGACAGCCCAGCAGAAGGUGACCCAGUGGGCUGAGGAGAGGGAUGAACUGUUUAGGCAAAGCCUAGCCAAGCUUCGAGAGCAGCUGGUGAAAGCAAACACUCUGGUGAGGGAAGCCAACUUCCUAGCCGAGGAAAUGAGCAAGCUCACUGACUACCAAGUGACUCUUCAGAUCCCUGCAGCCAACCUUAGUGCCAACAGGAAGAGAGGGGCGAUAGUGAGUGAGCCAGCCAUUCAAGUGAGGAGAAAAGGAAAGAGCACCCAGGUUUGGACCAUCGAGAAGCUGGAGAACAAGUUAAUUGAUAUGAGAGACCUUUACCAAGAAUGGAAAGAAAAUGUCCCUGAAGCCAAGAGGCUCUAUGGGAAGCGAGGCGACCCUUUCUACGAAGCUCAGGAGAAUCACAACCUCAUUGGUGUGGCUAAUGUGUUUUUGGAAUGUCUCUUCUGUGACGUCAAACUUCAAUAUGCAGUACCCAUCAUCAGCCAGCAGGGGGAGGUUGCUGGGCGUCUCCACGUGGAGGUCAUGCGUGUUACGGGGACUGUUCCAGAGCGCGUGUCGGAGGAUGACUCUUCGGAGAAUUCUAGUGAAAGUGGGAGCCUUGAAGUUGUGGACAGCAGCGGAGAAGUCAUUCACCGAGUCAAGAAGCUGACGUGCCGGGUAAUAAUUAAAGAGGCUACUGGGCUACCCUUAAGCCUCUCAAAUUUCGUCUUCUGUCAGUAUACAUUCUGGGACCAGUGUGAGUCUACUGUGGCUGCCCCGGUGGUGGACCCAGAUGUGCCUUCCCCGCAGUCCAAGGACGCCCAGUACACAGUGACCUUCUCUCACUGUAAGGACUAUGUGGUGACUGUCACAGAAGAGUUCCUGGAGUUCAUUUCUGACGGUGCACUGGCCAUUGAAGUGUGGGGCCACAGGUGUGCUGGGAAUGGAAGCUCCAUCUGGGAGGUCGAUUCACUCCAGGCGAAGACAAGAACACUGCAUGACAGGUGGAAUGAAGUAACUCGGAGAAUAGAAAUGUGGAUCUCCAUUUUGGAAAUGAAUGAGCUCGGGGAGUUCGCUGCGGUGGAGCUUCACCAGGCGAAGGGCGUCAAUACCGGGGGCGUCUUCCAACUCAGACAGAGAGAUGAGGAGGAUGGCGAGGAUAUGGAUAGUUAUCAGGAGGAAGACUUGAACUGUGUAAGAGAGAGAUGGUCAGAUGCGCUCAUUAAACGACGGGAAUACCUAGAUGAACAGAUUAAAAAAGUCAGCAAUAAAAAAGAGAAAACAGAAGACGACAUGGAGCGGGAAGCCAGGCUGGUGGAGCAGUGGGUGGGGCUGACCGAGGAAAGGAACGCCGUGCUGGUGCCUGCCCCUGGCAGUGGGAUCCCCGGGGCUCCUGCUGAUUGGGUCCCACCUCCUGGAAUGGAAACACACAUACCAGUUCUGUUCCUGGAUCUGAAUGCGGAUGACCUUAGUGCCAACGAGCAGCUAGUGGGCCCCCAUGCAUCUGGUGUGAAUUCCAUCCUGCCCAAGGAGCACGGCAGUCAGUUCUUCUAUCUGCCCAUCAUAAAGCAUAGUGAUGACGAGGUUUCAGCGACAGCCUCCUGGGACUCCUCGGUACAUGACUCUGUUCACCUGAAUCGGGUCACACCACAGAACGAAAGGAUAUACCUGAUCGUGAAGACCACAGUUCAACUCAGCCACCCGGCGGCCAUGGAGUUAGUGUUACGGAAGCGGAUUGCAGCCAAUAUUUAUAACAAACAGAGUUUCACCCAGAGUCUGAAGAGAAGAAUAUCGCUGAUAAAUAUAUUUUACUCUUGUGGCGUGACCUAUGAGAUAGUAUCCAAUAUCCCAAAGGCGACUGAGGAGAUCGAGGACCGGGAAACACUGGCUCUCCUGGCAGCACGGAGUGAGAAUGAGGGCACUUUGGAUGGGGAGACGUAUAUUGAGAAGUACACCCGCGGUGUACUGCAGGUCGAGAACAUUCUGAGUCUGGAGAGGCUCCGGCAGGCUGUCACGGUCAAGGAGGCACUCUCCACCAAAGCCCGGCACAUUCGGAGAAGCCUCAGUACACCAAAUGUUCACAAUGUCUCCUCUAGCCGGCCAGACCUCUCUGGUUUUGAUGAAGAUGAUAAGGGCUGGCCUGAGAACCAGUUAGACGUGUCUGACUACAGCCCCAGUUACCAAGAUGUUGCAUGCUAUGGAACUUUACCCAGGGACUUGCCCCGCAGGAGCAAAGAAGGUUGUCCACCAGAGAAUCCUCAUGCCUUAACAGUCAGCCCUUUUAAAGCAUUCUCUCCUCAGCCACCAAAGUUUUUCAAACCUCUAAUGCCCGUAAAAGAGGAGCAUAAGAAAAGGAUAGCCCUUGAAGCGAGACCGCUCCUAAGCCAAGAGAGCAUGUCUCCAUCUCAGGCACAUAACCCUGGCUGCAUUGUACCCCCAGGAAGCAAUGGCAGCAGCAUGCCAGUAGAACACAGUAGCAAACCUGAGGAGAAGAUUGACUCCGAAGAGGAGGAAAAUGAGCUGGAGGCUAUUAACAGGAAGCUGAUGCACACACAGCCUUAUGUGCCCGUGGAGUUUGCUGACUUCAGUGUUUAUAAUGCCAGCCUGGAGAACAGGGAGUGGUCUUCUAAAGCCGGCCUGACAGACUCGAGUGUUUUGGAGAAAGCAGUGUCUCGGAGCCCUACCACCAGCAGCCUCACCAGUGGCUACUUCUCCCACAGUGCCUCCAACGCCACUCUGUCUGACAUGGCAGUCCCUUCCAGCGACAGCUCGGACCAGCUAGCCAUCUCAACAAAGGAGAUUGAGUGUAGUGAGCACGCUGGACCUUCACUUGCACCUGACUUCAGACCAGCUUCAAAUAAAGAUCCUACAGAAGUAGAAAGAGGCUUGGGGAAGGAUAAGACAAUCACAGUGCCACCUGAGGAAAACAGUGCCUUACCCAAGGGGAGUGCAUCACCCCAGAGCAUCCCUGAGAAAAAUUCCAGGAUGCCAUGCAGGACUGCUUCAUGUUCAGAACUGGAUGCUGGCCCCAGCAAAAAUGGCCAACCUGCCAGAGAUUUCUGCCCAGGAGAGGUGACUAUAGAACAUACUACAAACAUAUUGGAGGACCAUUCCUUCACAGAGUUCAUGGGUGUGUCUGAUGGCAAAGACUUCGAUGGUUUGGCAGGUUGUUCUGUUGGAGAGCCCUCUGAUAGGAGGGAUCUACCAAAUGAAACAGACCAUGAAAGUGUCCCAGAUGGACCCCCAGAUGCUGACCAGCUGCAUUCCAAGAUAGAGAACGAACAGGAAGCCACGACCACUUGGUAAGAGACAACCAUGCAUCUGCAGGCACAGCUUGGCAGCUUCACCGACCCUACCCUGGGACAGUACCUGCCCUAUCCUCAGACAGCUGUGACCCACCUCGACCUCAGACCAGCAUGGGGGAGCCCUGCACUUCCCCUCCCCAGUGGGAGAAGCAGCACUUUGUCCCACAGCAGAAUCACAGCCUCUGCUCUUUCCAGAAAGGAAGAGAACCAAAAUCUUGGCUUACCUGAGUGGCAGUAUUUUCGUUUGCACUUCCUACAUGUCCCCACCGUGUAAAGACCUCCACAGACUCAAACUUUAUUCUUGUACAUUUUUAACCAGUUCUUACUGCAGACUCUGGAGUCAAUGCUCUGAUUUGUUUUUUUUUUUUAUAAAUAAUAUAUAUUAUGUAUGUGAAUUGUGUAUCUACAGUAUGUCUGUUUGGAGACAUAUCUGCACAUUGAAAUGCAGAUAAGUGAUUUGUCGAAAAUCACAAGGUACUGGACUUUGUUACAAAGCGACCUGAUGACUGCUUUGACACAAGCAGAUGAAAACAAAAAUAUUUUAUUAUCUAAGAAUGAGGUUCUAAACUCCUCUUUGUAGAAAAGGCUGCAGGCGCUGUUCUUUAUAACCAAAGCACUAUGAGACUGAACGUCUUUGCUGUCCACUCUUGUUUCGUGUGAGUAUAUAAUCUCACUGCCAUCUGGUGCCAUACUAUCCUUGGCUACCCAGCCACGUGCUGCCCUCUUCCCGGCCCAUCUCCUAAGCACACUGAGAAACAGCUAUAACCUUUGGUCUUCCACCUAGCCCGAUACCUGCUGACUUGAUAUUGACCGUUGACAAUGGCUGGGGCUCCUACUCUAGCCUAGCAUUUCCCAUACCCUGUUCAACCCAUCCAAGCAGGUGGAAUGCACAGGGCAGUAUUACAACAAGCAGACACAAUUCUGUACCGAGAGUGGGCAAGAGGUUCUGGGUGAGGAGUCUUGAUUUGGGGCUUCUCUAUCAAUUUCUUUCAGUUUGGUAGAUUCCAUUGUGGUGUGGUUUUGCCAUUGUGCUUGAUUCUGGAAAAUGAUGAAGAGAUGGACUGAGCUAUUAUGUUCAUAGGUUUGCACGUCACCUUGUUUAAGGGGGAUUGAAUACAGACCACUCUGUUGUCACAUUUUUCCAUUUCAAACUCCCCUGCAAGCGGAGACAUUAUAGGAUUGUGUGUGGAAAUUUUUACAGAAAUAUUUUAUGGACUUAUUCUGUAGAUGCCUGUGCAGUGGACCUCUGUGUCCAGCUACAUGUGUGCUGUGAGAGAAAGUGAGAGAGCAUGUGUGCAGCCUGCUGUACUUUUUUUAAGUUCUUAGCAUUGGUGAGGGAGAUACGGGAGAUUUUAUUGAAAAGCUGCUGUCUGUGUGUAUAGUGAGCUGAUGGUAGUAUUUUACUAUCAUCUGUUUAAAACAAAAAGGAAAACUGUAAUUUAUAUUCCCUUUCAACUUUGUUGUAUUUAAUUGGUACAGAUUGUGUGUGUUUUAGAAUACAAACUGUCUAAUUCAGAUUUUAAA
Cricetulus griseus (Chinese hamster) is the source of this 6712-nucleotide messenger RNA. Lineage: Eukaryota; Metazoa; Chordata; Mammalia; Rodentia; Cricetidae. The record is from RefSeq and is a predicted model, not a curated record.